AGAGAGGCUCACAUGGGAAGGAGACAAAACGCACAGAUGAACAGAUGAACCUUCAUUCUACUUCAACAAGCAUCAUCAUCCGUGGUUGUCACUUUUCCAGUGUCUGAAAAUGUCGAAUUCAUCUACACAACUCGACAUCAAAGACACGAAACUUUGGGGAAAAUCAUUGCGACGCAUCGGAACGGCAGCGCAAGUUUUUGAACUACUUCAUUCGCCUACUGUUCCGCUCGCAAUGAUGUCGAACGCCGUCGCCUACCAAGAGACUUCUCACGACGGGCGUUUGACACAAUCACAUUCAGUCAGCACCGCGAUCGGGAAAGCAAAGCAGCAACUAGCAUCAGCUACAGCCACAGCUACAGCACCGGCUAUUUCUUCCACUACUCGAGCAUUACAACUUCAUACUCGCUCUUUGCUUUCCUGUUCGCAACUGUGUCGCUGCCACUUCAGCUUUACACUGCUCUAUUCAAACAACACGGCAGCGGCACACUGAGAGCAAAAUUUCGGUCUAUUUCGGUCUAUCCUGGUCUAUUUUGGUUUGGUCACAACAACCUCAGCCUUGUCACUUCAAACACGAUUCUGGUUCAAACAAAUCUUUAUUCGCGCCAGUGGUACAACUCAACUACCACUUUCAUACAAACCCACUGGCCCGAGAAAACCACUACUUCAAACAAAACUUUGGUUCAAGCAUAUUUAUAUUCGCGCCAGUGGUACAAAUCCACUACCACUUCAUUCAAACCCACUGGCCCGAGCAUGCUAACCACCUCAAACAAGGCUUUUGGUUCAGGCAAAUCUAUAUUCGCGCCACUGGUACAAAUUCACAACCACUUUUUACAAACCCAGUGGCCCGAGCAAACUACCACUCCAAACCAACCACUGCCUCAAGCCAAACAACCAGACCAGACCAGACCAGACCAGACCAGGACGGACCAGGACAGACCAGGACAGACCAGGCCAUAUUCCAGCGAACAACCAUCCACAAUCUACACAGCUGCGAUAUGGUUAUUUUUUGCUCUCGCAAGACGGGAAUCUUGCAUCUGAUACCGGCAGGGAACACAAUUUUUUUCUUUUCAGAAACAAAUUGGCCGCUUUCAGACUUCUGCAUUCAUCGAAGUUUUUUUCGUCGCAAGAUUCCCGUCUUUUUGUCAAAAGUCAACACAAUUGUUGAAACACCACUCACCAACUCGACUUUAACACAUCAAAUUGGGAAAAGUUCACAUAUUUUUUUUGUCGAAUACCGCUUUCAUCGACAUUCAAUAUUGGGAACACACUCUACACACUUUUAUCUUGGGAUUCAACAUGAUCGAAAGACAUUCUAUUCCUUGAUAUACAAACCACUGGGGAACUUUGGGAGGAUCACAAACAGCUUCAUAUUGGAUCCUCCUUCAAACACAAAAACAUCAACGGGGAACUUUUGGGGAGAUCAGAAAGCCAAACGAGAUAUCACCAAUCAACUUUCGCCUGGUCUCCUUAAUCAUCGAGAACUAUCGCGCCAUCGCUUGUCAGCACAAGCUUCUACUCUGGGAACCUGACAUCAAACCACAAGUCAUCAUGGCUACGCGAUAGUUCUCAAUUGUGUGUCGAUCAAAUCAUCUACUCACGACGACACACAAUCAACGGGGACUUGCCAGAAAUGAGAGAUGCUAAAUACAUCACUACUUUCUCCUCAUUUCUUGGCACAAACACAUCAAAAAUCGGAAACGCCAGAGAACAAGACGCAAAAAUGUCUACUCAUUACAAACAAACAUCGUCUUCUAUUCUCUCGGCACUCAUCGGAGAUUUCCUGCUAUCACGGGCACUGCGCAGCGAUACGAUCAAAGAAAACUUCGCAUCGCUGCGCACAAAAACCAUCUUACCAUUUCAUUCUCGAACCAUUUUGCCCAGCAGAAAUCUCUGAGCUUCAUGACUCCAAACCAUGAACUCUCAUCGGUUCUCACGAAAGCGAUACACACUCAAACUACUCAUCGCCUUUCAAGACCACACGGUGGUGGACAUCAAUCUCAUCCAACAACUGAUCCUCCUGGGAGACGGCUUCAAACAUGAUCCAACUUCAAUCCACAAAGUCCAUGUCGUCUCCCAUGGAGUUGAACAGCAUUCGAACUUACCACUCAAAGCUCAUGAUGACGGUUCGAUGUCCACCACCACCUCCAGCCAAAAACAAACUCACAACGCUGGAACCCAAUGUCUAGGCUGAUCAAAAACAGUAUUCACGCCUUUACGACUUGGACAAAACUCAGCCUUGGCUGCCCUCCGCAAGGACCGGCACCAAACGGGAGAAUA
Messenger RNA from Trichoderma atroviride IMI 206040, 2277 nucleotides. The record is from RefSeq and is a predicted model, not a curated record. NCBI's taxonomy places the organism in Eukaryota, Fungi, Ascomycota, Sordariomycetes, Hypocreales, Hypocreaceae.